Molecule: messenger RNA, 8536 nt
Organism: Protopterus annectens (West African lungfish)
Lineage: Eukaryota; Metazoa; Chordata; Ceratodontiformes; Protopteridae
Product: voltage-dependent L-type calcium channel subunit alpha-1C-like
Exons: 46
Coding region: 176-5947 (1923 amino acids)
Biological process (GO): calcium ion import across plasma membrane
Cellular component (GO): voltage-gated calcium channel complex; membrane
Molecular function (GO): high voltage-gated calcium channel activity
Source: RefSeq, a predicted model, not a curated record
ACUUUUUAGUGCUAUUUUAGAACAAGCAACCAAAGCUCAAGGGGUAAACACUCUUGGGGGCAAAGCUGCAGGGUUUGAUGUUAAAGCACUACGGGCUUUCCGAGUUCUACGGCCUCUGAGACUGGUGUCCGGAGUACCCAGUCUUCAGGUAGUUUUAAAUUCAAUUAUAAAGGCCAUGGUUCCACUGCUACAUAUAGCACUGCUGGUGCUCUUUGUCAUCAUCAUCUAUGCCAUUAUAGGAUUAGAACUCUUUAUGGGAAAAAUGCACAAGGCGUGCUACCAGAACCAAGGUGAAGCAAUAUUAGCUGAAGAAGAGCCUGCUCCCUGUGCUGGAGUUAAAGGGCAUGGUCGCCAGUGUCGUAAUGGGACAGUGUGUAAAUCAGAAUGGGUAGGACCCAAUGAUGGUAUCACCAACUUUGAUAACUUUGCCUUUGCUAUGCUGACUGUUUUUCAGUGCAUUACCAUGGAGGGGUGGACAGACGUGCUUUACUGGAUGCAGGACGCUAUGGGCUAUGAAUUACCCUGGGUCUAUUUUGUCAGUCUCGUCAUCUUUGGAUCCUUUUUCGUUCUUAAUCUGGUUCUCGGUGUGUUGAGCGGGGAGUUCUCUAAGGAGAGAGAGAAAGCCAAGGCACGAGGCGACUUCCAGAAACUGAGGGAGAAGCAGCAACUUGAGGAAGAUUUAAAAGGUUACUUAGACUGGAUAACACAAGCAGAAGAUAUUGACCCAGAAAAUGAAGAUGAAGGACUUGAUGAUGACAAACCCCGAAACAUGAGCAUGCCAACGAGUGAAACAGAGUCUGUGAAUACUGAUAAUGUAGGUGCUGGCGAUCUAGAGGGUGAGAGCUGCUGCAAUCGCCUUGUACACAGAGUAACCAAGUCAAAAUUCAGCCGGUACUGGAGAAGAUGGAACCGUUUUUGUCGAAGAAAAUGCAGAGCGGCUGUCAAGUCCAAUGUGUUUUAUUGGCUAGUGAUAGUGCUUGUGUUUCUCAACACACUCACCAUUUCUUCAGAGCACUACAACCAGCCAGAGUGGUUGACAGAAGUUCAAGAUAUUGCCAACAAAGUGCUCCUAGCUCUGUUUACAGCUGAGAUGCUUCUAAAGAUGUAUAGUCUGGGCUUGCAGGCAUACUUUGUGUCACUCUUUAACCGUUUUGAUUGCUUCAUUGUCUGUGGAGGAAUUUUAGAGACUAUCCUAGUGGAGACAAAGAUCAUGUCUCCUCUUGGAAUUUCUGUACUGCGCUGUGUUCGAUUACUUCGAAUAUUUAAGAUCACCAGAUACUGGAAUUCCUUGAGCAAUUUAGUUGCUUCCCUGUUGAAUUCCGUACGCUCCAUUGCUUCUUUGUUGCUCCUUCUGUUCCUUUUCAUUAUUAUUUUCUCACUGCUGGGAAUGCAGUUGUUUGGUGGCAAGUUCAACUUCGAUGAAAUGGAAAACCGGAGAAGCACAUUUGACAAUUUUCCUCAGGCUUUACUUACUGUUUUUCAGAUUUUGACAGGUGAAGACUGGAACUCUGUGAUGUAUGAUGGAAUCAAAGCUUAUGGAGGACCUUCCUUCCCUGGUAUGCUGGUGUGCAUUUACUUCAUCAUCCUGUUCAUCUGUGGAAACUAUAUCCUGCUGAAUGUCUUCUUGGCCAUCGCUGUGGACAACCUGGCAGAUGCAGAAAGUUUAACUUCUGCUCAAAAGGAAGAGGAAGAAGAAAAAGAACGCAAAAAAUUGGCCAGGACAGCCAGUCCAGAAAAGAAGCAAGAAAAUGAGAAGCCCCCUAUUCUGGAGGAAAAGAAAGAAGAAAAGAUUGAACUUAAAUCAAUUACUGUGGAUGGAGACACUCCACACUCAACAAAGGUGGCAGUGGAUGAUUUGAAGCCAGAGGAAACUGAGGAGAAAAAUCCAUAUCCACCCAAUGACUAUCCAGGUGAUGAAGAGGAAGAAGAGCCAGAAAUGCCAGUUGGACCCCGGCCUCGACCACUGUCUGAACUACAGUUCAAAGAAAAAGCAACUCCAAUGCCUGAAGCUAGUGCAUUUUUUAUAUUCUCACACACAAACAGAGUGCGGGUUCUGUGUCACAAAAUUGUCAACAAUAAUAUUUUCACAAACCUCAUCCUUUUUUUCAUCCUGCUGAGUAGCAUCUCACUUGCUGCAGAAGAUCCUGUCCGAAAUCCCUCGUUCCGGAACAAAAUUCUGUUUUAUUUCGAUAUCGUUUUUACUGUCAUUUUCACCAUUGAAAUUGCCGUAAAGAUCCUAGGCUAUGCAGACUAUGUCUUCACUAGUAUCUUUACAUUAGAAAUUAUGCUUAAGAUGACUGCGUAUGGGGCAUUUCUUCAUAAAGGCUCAUUCUGCAGAAACUGCUUCAACAUUCUUGAUCUUCUUGUAGUCAGUGUCUCGCUCAUCUCCUUUGGAAUCCAGUCUAGUGCUAUCAAUGUAGUGAAGAUCCUUCGUGUCCUUAGAGUGCUGCGACCUCUCAGAGCCAUCAACAGGGCAAAAGGACUGAAGCACGUAGUUCAGUGUGUGUUUGUGGCCAUCAGAACCAUUGGAAACAUUGUGAUUGUCACCACUUUGCUACAGUUCAUGUUUGCAUGUGUUGGAGUCCAGCUCUUUAAGGGCAAGCUGUAUAAAUGCACAGAUGAGUCCAAGCAAACAGAAGUAGAAUGCAAGGGAACUUUUAUUUCUUACAAAGAUGGUGAUGUCAACCAACCAAUGAAAUCAACACGCAAGUGGGAGAAUAGUGAUUUCCAUUUUGACAACGUCUUGAAUGCCAUGAUGGCUUUAUUUACUGUCUCCACUUUUGAGGGAUGGCCAGGACUUUUGUAUAGGUCCAUUGACUCACAUACAGAAGACUUGGGUCCCAUUUACAACUAUCGGGUAGAAAUCUCCAUAUUCUUCAUCAUUUAUAUUAUUAUCAUUGCCUUUUUCAUGAUGAACAUCUUCGUGGGUUUCGUUAUUGUCACGUUUCAGGAACAGGGAGAGCAGGAAUACAAGAACUGUGAGCUUGACAAAAACCAGCGUCAGUGUGUGGAGUAUGCACUAAAGGCUCGUCCACUGAGACGAUACAUCCCUAAGAACCCAUACCAAUACAAGGUGUGGUAUGUUGUGAAUUCCACCUACUUUGAGUACUUGAUGUUUGUCCUCAUCUUGUUGAACACAAUCUGCCUAGCUAUUCAGCACCAUCGCCAGUCUAAAAGUUUCCACGAAUCUAUGAAUAUUCUCAAUAUGCUAUUCACCGGACUCUUCACUGUUGAAAUGAUCCUGAAAUUGAUAGCCUUCAAACCUCGAGGUUAUUUUAGUGAUCCCUGGAAUGUCUUUGAUUUCCUCAUCGUUAUUGGCAGCAUAAUUGACGUCAUACUGAGUGUGAUCCAUCACUACUUUUGUGAUGCAUGGAACACGUUUGACGCCUUGAUAGUUGUGGGUAGCAUUGUUGAUAUUGCAAUCACGGAGGUAAACCGAGCUGACACCAGCAGCAGUGCAGGUUCUUCCACCAUCAACAUGAAUCCAGAAGAUAAUGCCAGGAUAUCCAUAACUUUCUUUCGACUUUUUCGAGUGAUGCGCUUAGUGAAGCUGCUUAGUCGUGGAGAAGGGAUUCGCACACUGUUGUGGACUUUCAUCAAAUCCUUCCAGGCCUUGCCGUAUGUAGCUCUGUUGAUAGUUAUGCUUUUCUUCAUCUAUGCUGUGAUUGGAAUGCAGGUAUUUGGAAAAAUUGCUCUGGAUGAUGACAAACCAAUCAACCGAAACAACAAUUUCCAGACCUUCCCUCAGGCAGUCUUGCUGCUUUUCAGGUGUGCCACAGGAGAAGCCUGGCAAAAGAUAAUGCUAGACUGUUUACCUAGAAACAGCUGUGUCAAUGAAUCAGAUCCUGUGCACACUACAGAAGAUUCAUGUGGAAGCAACUUUGCAGUGCCCUACUUUUUCAGUUUCUACAUGCUAUGUGCCUUUCUGAUUAUUAACCUCUUUGUUGCUGUAAUAAUGGAUAACUUUGACUAUCUGACUCGUGACUGGUCCAUUUUGGGACCCCACCAUCUGGAUGAGUUCAAAAGGAUUUGGGCAGAAUAUGACCCUGAAGCAAAAGGAAGGAUCAAACACUUAGAUGUGGUGACACUGUUACGAAGAAUUCAGCCACCUCUAGGCUUUGGAAAACUUUGCCCUCAUCGUGUGGCUUGCAAACGACUAGUCUCCAUGAAUAUGCCUCUGAACAGUGAUGGAACAGUCAUGUUUAAUGCCACACUUUUUGCGUUAGUGCGCACAGCACUCAGGAUAAAAACAGAAGGAAACCUUGAGCAAGCUAAUGAAGAACUGCGGGCAAUCAUUAAAAAGAUCUGGAAGAGAACAAGCAUGAAACUACUAGACCAGGUCGUGCCUCCAGCAGGGGAUGAUGAGGUAACAGUAGGCAAAUUCUACGCAACCUUUCUCAUCCAGGAGUAUUUCCGCAAAUUCAAGAAACGCAAGGAACAAGGAUUAGUGGGAAAGGCAGUUCCCCAGAGAAAUGCUCUGUCUCUGCAGGCUGGCCUGCGGACUUUGCAUGACAUUGGGCCAGAAAUCCGUCGUGCAAUAUCUGGAGAACUGACUGCUGAGGAGGAACUGGACAAGGCUAUGAAAGAGAAUACAUCAGCAGCUUCAGAAGAUGAUAUCUUUAGACGAGCUGGUGGCUUAUUUGGAAAUCAUGUAAACUAUUAUCAGAGUGAUGGCAGAAGUUCUUUUCCACAAACUUUCACCACCCAGCGUCCAUUGCAUAUUAAUAAAAGUGGAAAUCCACAAGGGGAAGAGGAAUCUCCAUCCCAUGAAAAAUUAGUUGAUUCUACAUUUACACCCAGCAGCUAUUCCUCAUCAGGAUCUAAUGCAAACAUCAACAAUGCUAACAACACUGCUCUCUGCCGGUUCCCAAAUCCAUCUACAUACCAAAGCACUGUUAGCACUGUAGAGGGCCAUGGAGGUCCAAUGUCUCCCACAGUAUUACUUCAAAGCACCAGCUGGAAACUCAACUCUAAGAGAAGCCGAUACUAUGAAGCACUAGUGCGUUCUAACUCUGGAGACAGUCGCUUGCCUAUUAUAUGUCGAGAGGACACAUCUCUUGAUGAGACGUAUGAUGAGAAUUUUAAUGAAGAUGUUGACUGUUGCAGUGAACACAGUGCCCUGUCAACAGAAAUGCUUGCAUACCUAGAUGAAGAAAACAAACAGCUAACACCGUUGGAAGACAGCCAACAUAAUGGCAAGGACAGGAUACAACAUUCACCUAGAAGAACUUAUUUCUGUGCAGCAUCACUAGGUAGGAGGUCUUCAUUCCAGCUGGAGUGCAUGAGAAGACAGCAGAUACAAGGAAGGGAUACAUCUCGGAAGACAGCAGUGCCUCUACAUUUAGCGCACCAUCAGGCAUUAGCAGUUGCAGGGUUAAGUCCACUGCUCCACAGCAGUCACUCUUCAGCAACGUUUCCAAGAGUAUGUGGCACACCUCCUGCCACACCUUGCAGUCAUGGAAGGUCACAUCAGAGCAUCCCAAGUGUACAUUUAGAAGAGACAGCAUCUUGUGAGAAGCUCAAUAUUAGCCUUCCAUCAGUGAACUGUGGAACAUGUCAUUCAGACGAUUCCAAUGGAAACAUUAGCAAAAUUCGUCCAGUCUCUCUCAACAUCCCCGACAAAUUCAGGGAAAACAUGAAGCAGUGCUAUGGCAGUGCCAGCUGUCUUGUAGAAGCAGUGCUGAUCUCAGAAGGGCUGGUCCAGUUUGCACAAGACCCAAAGUUUAUUGAGGCCACAACCCAAGAGAUUGCAGAUGCCUGUGAUAUGACAAUCGAAGAAAUGGAGGAUGCUGCUGAUAACAUUCUUAAUGGCAAUGCCAAGUCUAGUCCCAAUGGCAGUCUAGUACCAUUUGCAAAGUGUAUGGACAGUGAUGAGGAACAAGAGGAUAUUUGUAGGAGAAAUGAAGAUGUCUUUAGAGAUGACAGGGUUUAUAUCAGUAAUCUGUAACAGCCUGGUAAAGACGUAUUUUUUAUUCAACUUAUUUUAAUGUUUCAAUCGGGGUUUGUUUCAGAAGUGCCUCACUGUUCUCGUGACCUGGCGUAACCGGAGCAGCAUUCUUCAUUCAUUCAUGUCCUUACGAGUCAUAGAGUGGGGUUGAAAGAGCCCAAAGUGGUGGUCAGAUGGAAUAUUUUGCUUGUGCCAGUAGCUGGAAAUGAGGCAGUGGUGGCGGUCCCCGGUUCCUGGCCCUGUAUAGGGCAGGAAGGAAACACUGAGCCUGCUGCAGGCAGCCUUGGCCAAAUUAUGACUCAGUCUCCCAAAAAAAAAAUUUAAAAAAAAAAGGGAAAAAAAAUGAAAAGAAAAAAAAAAAAAAAACGGGUCUUGUUCACCUGUGUAUAACCGUUUGCACAUAUUCUGCAGUGUGGACCGUCCAAGAGUUGCACGCUAUUUUGGAGGGGCGGGAUCGAGCCUUCUGCCACAGAUUACCUCUUUUAAUUCAAAGGCAUUGCAUCCUGGAGCCUGAAGGUGUAGUACUCUAUUAAUGCAUGGUAGCAUACUGCUGCAACAGACCAUGCAGAGGCAAGGUGAUGGCCAGCUCUUUCUCAUGUAUGUUUUGUUUCGUCAGACUGAUCAUUUUUUUCCAGCAUGUACUUAAAGGUUUGCUAGUUUGCAAGGUUGCUUGUUUUUGUUAAAAAAUUUCUGGAUAACCACCAUAUUUAUUUUUUUUUGUUUGUUUGUUUUGUUUUAUUUUAAUUUAAGUACUUUAAGAAUAGCUCACAUUACUCUGUAUUAGGUUAGUAAACAUUUACAAGAAAAACUGGGAACAUUCAUUAAAAAAAGUUUGAUCAGAAGAAUGUGCAAGACUGGAAACAGAACAACCUUCUUUUAUACUAGUCAUCUGGAAUGGGACAAAUUGCAUGGAAAGAACAGUUUUAAGUAGACAUCUAUGGCCAGUAAUGAUGACGGAAAAGACCAAUUAUACCCAUAGGAUGAAGUUGAUGAAUUCCAAAGGCACUAGCUAAAGGACUAAAUUAGUUAUUAAUAUUUCCAGGCUUGUGCACACAGAAUAAGUAGCAGGACUACAAGGAGCUUUUAAGGGUCUUUUUUUUUUUUUUUUAAUUUAAGGUUCCAAAACAAAAGUCUGUAUUUUAAUUAUCUGGCAGAUGAGCUCAUGCCACAGACAGCUGCUUGGGCUGUGGGCAGGCCGCAAUCGGUCUGGUGCGAGAUAAGAGUCCAACUUUAUUUGGAGCAGGAGAGAGAGAGUGAGAAUGAGCAACAAGCACAUCUGCAGAGUAUGCAGUUUUAAAAGCUGAUGUUUUUUUUUUUUUUUUUUUUUUUUUUUUUGUGAGUGUGUGUGUAUGUGUGUGCCCCACAAGAUAUGCAAAAACAAUGCAAUAAUAAUGUGACUGUAUAAAGGACUUUCAACACAAAUUGUAUAAAGACAUUUUUAAAAAGUUUAAAAGUACUUGUAAAAAGGAAAAGUGAUUAUAGAUAUAUAUUCUGCGUGAUGUUUUAUUGCGUUCAUGAUGCUUUUGUUGAGGAGCCUGUAAUACUUGAAAUUCAGGUUUGUUUCAGUAUUUUAUUUUUCCUUUUUAAUUUAAAAAAAGAAUAAAUUGAAAUUGUGCCAAGCAUUUAUUCUGAAUCAAAAUUCAGUUUCUUGAAACCAACUGUCGUAUCUUUGCUGCAUGUAAACAUUUUAGUAUUUUAAGUGCACACCCUACUGUAUACUGUUGAACUUUUAAACUAAGUGCUUUUUUAUUCUGUGGAGAGCCUGAUUUUUUUUCAUAUGAUGAAAAAGCAAUGUAUAUAUUGUAGGUUGCUAUGAAAAAUACAAUAUAUUUACAGGUUUAACUGGCUGAUUUUGCAUAUCUUGUGUUCACCUUAUUUUUUGAAUUUCGCUUUGAUUUUCUGAUAUUUAUCAACAGUUUGCAUUUUUUGGCUUUGUUAUGAUUUAUUUGUUGGCAGAGACGGGAACCCAGCAGUAAUAAUUUCCAAAGACGUCCAGUUUUCAGUCCGGAUAGCCAAAUGCACUGACAUAUGCCAAACUAUAUGGCUAUAGUGUGAGAGAUGGUGGGACACCAUUUCCUUUUUUUAUGUAUGUAAUGCCCUGCUGAGAUCAUAAUGACGGUACAAGUAUUCAUUUUAGUAUCACUUUAUCUGACACAGUUAAUACCAAAAGUCUAGAAAUAGAAAAUGUCAUUUACACAGUUAAUUUGGGAACUGCUUUUACUUUUAAUACAAUUUCUGGUUUGUUAGCACAUACGUUUAUAUGGUGGACCCCAUAAAUGCUACUGAUAGGGCCACAGCCUUAGUUAAACUGCUGUUGUAUCCCUUUUUAGGCAGUUAACAUUGGGAUAACUGAAGUACCAAGCUGGCUGUUCAUAUAAUGGUGACCCUCUAUAGAAAUAUUGUCAGUCAAUCAAUACUUUACAAAAGAGAGUUUCACUGUGCUGGAAGAUCAGUAUUAAUGGGCCACAGCAUGAUUUAUUGUCUUUUUUUUGGGGGGGGUGGCUUCACAUCUUUUAAUUAUUUAAUUCACAAAAGACAACUACACAGUGCUGUUUAAAUAAAGAAACAUUUCUCUUGGUUGCUGCCAAA